Molecule: messenger RNA, 2475 nt
Organism: Rotaria sp. Silwood2
Lineage: Eukaryota; Metazoa; Rotifera; Eurotatoria; Philodinida; Philodinidae
Source: the annotation of a GenBank genome assembly
AUGUUGAAUUCAAAUACUUUUUUUGCUUAUGUGCUUAUUAGCAAUGAAUUACGCAAUACUGGUAAUAUUAUCUUGCAUGAAGAAAUUGCUGGUGGACCAAAAAGUCUUGAUCGAUUACCUAUGAGCAUUGAUUCAUUAACAAUAUUAACACGUAUUCAACAACGAAAACAUUUAGCUCCUGAAGAAAAUAAUAAGAAUUCAGUUGUAUUUGAAAGUGAAAUACAUCGUUUGGCUACUUUUGAAGAUCAGAAACAAACUAUUUCAUUUUCUGUUGAAUAUGAACAAAAUAAUAUUGAGAAAAAACCAUCAUCUCAUCCAUAUGAACCAUUUUUAUUUGAUGAACAUGAUAAUAAUGGUAUGAAAACAUUCGGUACUACUUCAAUUAAUACAAAAAGUUUUAAUACAUCAGCAGAUACUAAACAACAGUAUUUCAUAGAAUCACAUCAAACAAAUCAAGAUAAUCAACAACGAAAAAAGAAAAAAAUGUCUCGAUCACCAGUUGAAUAUGGUAAACAUAAACAAAAACGAAAACGAAAAAAACAUAAACAUAAUAAAUCAACAUCAAACAUGUUUAUUAAUAAUAAUAAUUCAAAACAUUCGUUUCUUAAUAAUUUAUUUUUAUUACAUCAAAAUAAAAAACAAAAGACAAUGAUAUUCAUGAGAAAUCAUAAUCGAAAACAAAAAUAUAUUCAAUUACCAAAUACUAUCAAUGUCAAUAUAAUAACAAAAAAUUCGAAUACAACAACAAAAAUAUAUAGUAAUGAUGAUAUUGCCACACUUAAGAAUAGCACAAGCCUUCAGGAUAAUCUUUUCAUACAAUCAAACGAAGAUUUAUCAUCAUUUGAUGAGCUAAAACAUCGAAAUUUAUUGAACUCUUUUGAAGAACAACAAUUACAAAUUAAUGAUUCACCUUCAACCAUCAAUAUGAUUAUUGAUUCAACAUCAUUGAAAUCAGUGCAGGAUAAUAUCGAAAGACAAAGUUCACUAAAUAAUAGAGAUCACGAUAGGGGUUUAGACGAAAAGGAAAAAGGCCACAGCGAACAAACAUCAAAAUUAAAUGAUAGAGACGAAUCAACAGAACAUCAACAAUUUCAAGACGACGGUUUUCAAGACAAAGAAGAAACAGAUGAUGAUGAUGAUGUUAGCUUUGACGAUAGUGAAACAAGUUCUGAUACAGAACGGUAUUUACACUCACUCUAUGGAUCUUUAUCUUCUGCUAUGAAACAAAUUUAUGAAGUGUACAAAUCGAAAUCAUCUCGACUUAGAUCAUCAUUGGAUUUAGCACAUAUCUUUAUAAACUUUCUUCAUAUACGAAAAGAUAUUGCAUACGAAAUUGCUUCGACCAUUAUUGAUGCACGACAACGUCUAAUUCAACUUAAUCCAACAGAAAAAUCUUCAUCUACUACAAAUAUCGAUGAAAAUUUCAUAUCAGAUAUACAUAUAAAUGACGAAAACGAUAAUGAUGAUACAUCGAUUAGUUCAGGUAUUGUUACUGCUGAAGAUAGUGAUACAAUAGUAAACGAAAAUAAUAAGACAUCAAAAAGUAUUAGUAAUAAUUCUGAUAGUGACAGAAGAAAAACAUAUUAUGUAAAUAAGAAUAAGAUUUUUUCCUUAUCGCAUUCACAACGUAUUAUGAAUCGUAUAACAACUUAUUUAUCAGAAGUUGAUUGGAGAGUAUUCAAUUACAUUACAAAACAUUUCUUACAAAAUGGUACUAUGAUUACUAGUCAUGCAUUAGAAUUUUCAUCGGCAUUAUUGAUAGAUCUUAUUGAAGAUAGUGUUUAUGAGAUAUAUUUUCAUUCGAAAUGGCGUACUGAUUCUAAUGUUCAUUUGAAUGAUAAAAAAGAAAUAAAUUAUAUUGAAAAUAUACUUAUUGAAGAAUUCUUCAAGAAAUCUAUUUAUUAUUUAUUCAAUCGUCUUCAAAGAAUUAAUUUACCAUUGUUGGAAAGUAUUACUCUAAUACAUACUUUAAAAAAAUGUAUGAAUACAAAUAUUCUACAAGAAUUUAUCUCAUUCGAAUGUCAUACAGUUCCAUUAGAUCUUGAUCCUUGUAUUUGGUUUUCUAGUAAUAUUCUUAUCAAAACUAUUUGUUCGUUAACUGAUAAUAUUUUAAAACAAAUGAAUUAUGAUUAUUUAUCUGAUUAUACAAAAUUCGAAUAUGUUUUAGUAUCUUAUUUUCGUCAAAUUGAAAUUGUUCACAAUCUACAAGAUAUUAUUGAAAUGUAUCAACAUAAAAUGACAUCAAAAUCGUCACAUACAAUUUCUAAUAGCAACUAUCUUUUGCAUGUAAUUGAUUUAAAUCAAGCACCUAAAUUUUUUUCUCAUCAAGCUUUUAAACGAUUUAAAUUCGGUAAACAAAGUCAACAAAACAGUGAUAUUGAAACACUUAAAGAUUUGGUUUUACUUGAUAUUGAAAAACGUGUAAAGCUUUUUUCUUAUUCCAUAACGAAGGAACAUUUCCAACUGAUCAAUUAG